AUGUCCACAGAUGGUGGCUUCGGCACGGCUAGCAAUAGCGAUGCCCAGCAAAGCCUCCAGUCCUUCUGGCCGCGAGUCAUGGAGGAGAUACGCAAUCUCACGGUGAAAGACUUCAGAGUUCAAGAGCUCCCUCUGGCUCGUAUCAAGAAGAUAAUGAAACUAGAUGAAGAUGUGAAGAUGAUUAGUGCAGAAGCUCCCGUGUUGUUUGCCAAGGCAGCUCAGAUAUUCAUAACAGAAUUGACUUUGCGAGCGUGGAUACACACAGAAGAUAACAAGCGGAGGACUCUGCAGAGGAAUGACAUUGCCAUGGCAAUUACAAAGUUUGAUCAGUUCGACUUUCUUAUCGAUAUUGUUCCAAGAGAUGAACUGAAGCCUCCAAAGCGGCAG
This is a messenger RNA of Cariama cristata (Red-legged seriema), 387 nucleotides long. Its product is annotated as nuclear transcription factor Y subunit gamma-like. The record is from RefSeq and is a predicted model, not a curated record. NCBI's taxonomy places the organism in Eukaryota, Metazoa, Chordata, Aves, Cariamiformes, Cariamidae. The annotation marks the transcript as partial. Gene Ontology annotation, molecular function: DNA-binding transcription activator activity, RNA polymerase II-specific; protein heterodimerization activity; DNA binding. Gene Ontology annotation, cellular component: nucleus; CCAAT-binding factor complex. Gene Ontology annotation, biological process: regulation of DNA-templated transcription. The transcript is spliced from 4 exons.